UGCUCUAAAUGAUGGGGCAUGUUUUGACGUUUUCCUCUCCUGCAGUCACCAUGGCGAGGAGAGACUGCUCCGACCUGCUGCUCAGAGGGGAGACAAAGAGCGGAGUGUACACGGUGACCCCUGACCUCCGCAGCAGGAGCCUCCAGGUCUUCUGUGACAUGGAGCUGGACGGAGGAGGAUGGACGCUCCUGCAGCGCCGGCAGGACGGCAGCGUGAGCUUCAACCGCACCUGGGCUGAGUACCGAUCCGGCUUCGGGGAGCUGGACGGAGGGGAGUUCUGGCUGGGCAACAAUAUGAUCCACCUGCUGACCCGGGACCGGGACGUCGUGCUGCGGGUGGAGCUGGAGGACUUUGACGGGGUGAUGGAGUACGCAGAGUACGAGCAGUUCAGGGUGGCGAGUGAACGCAUGCGCUACAGGCUGACAGUAGGCGGGUACUCGGGUACUGCAGGUGAUGCUCUGCGCUUCAGCAAAACUUACGACCACAACAACAGGGCGUUCACCACCCCGGACCGGGACCACGACCGCUACCCGUCCGGGAACUGCGGGGCCUACUACAGCUCCGGCUGGUGGUUUGAUGCCUGCAUGGCUGCAAACCUCAACGGGAGAUACUAUGUGGGGAAGUACAAAGGGGUCCGGGAUGGGAUUUACUGGGGGACGUGGCAUAACAUAUCCACAGAGUAUUACCCCACAAAUGACAGACAGUCUUUUAAAAGAGUCCGGAUGAUGAUCAGACCGAAGGGCUUUGCACCAUGAGUUGACUCUCUGUUAGGGCAUGUUGGGGGGGAUCAACAUUAAAGGGUCUAACUACUAACUUUAACCAUGAGCUCUUCAGAUGCAGUUUAAUAAAAACCCUAAUAUCCACACAGUUAUUGUACACUAUUAACACAAUGCUGCCGCCUUGUGGUGUUUGAUUCUGCAAUACUGAUCUGUUUACAGGAUACUAUGACAAUAACUGAGGAUGUACAUAGUUACAAAGGUUAUAGCCCCGAUUACAUAGUAUCUCUUUAUAGCCUUGAUAUGUAAUGAGAGUGUUUAAUGACGAGAGAGGGGAAUCCUCUUGUGAAGAGUUAUUUUCAGUGAAGACAGAUAGAUAAUCUGACGGGUAACAGAGAGGAAUAUUUUUAUUAUUACAGUACUGGAAGGCCAGCUGACGGUUGAUUUAAGCUGUUUUGGAUGUUUUAUAAUUAAUAUUGUUUUGU
Morone saxatilis (striped sea-bass) is the source of this 1201-nucleotide messenger RNA. RefSeq names its product fibroleukin-like. Bases 9 to 755 code for a protein of 248 amino acids. Lineage: Eukaryota; Metazoa; Chordata; Actinopteri; Moronidae. The record is from RefSeq and is a predicted model, not a curated record. The transcript has a single exon.